Manduca sexta (tobacco hornworm) is the source of this 3516-nucleotide messenger RNA. RefSeq names its product zinc finger protein 888. Bases 457 to 2181 code for a protein of 574 amino acids. Lineage: Eukaryota; Metazoa; Arthropoda; Insecta; Lepidoptera; Sphingidae. Gene Ontology annotation, molecular function: zinc ion binding. The record is from RefSeq and is a predicted model, not a curated record. Gene Ontology annotation, cellular component: nucleus. The transcript has 2 exons.
ACCAUAAAACACUUGUGACUUUUUCUGCAAAAGUAGCGCGCUUUUGGAAUAUACAAUAAACAAUUUAAAUUUGAAUUUUAAUCUCCUACACUGAGUAAUUGUGAAUUAACAUUGAGAACGUUGAUCUUUUUGCAGUAAUUAAAUGUACAAUGAUAAAUACAUUAUUAUGAUUGUGUUUGACGAGGAACCAAGUAGCGGCCGUGGACGAGCCAAUAGCGCAGCCCUGGCGGACAUCGCCCUAGUUGCCCCUUCGGAUCGAACAGUUGCGUAGUCGCGACUCCCGACCGUAGCCUCCGUGCCCUGUGUAACACUUAUGAGUUUUAAAAUAAUCAUGGAAUUCUAUUCGUGAUUUGUUUUUAAAAACAAGACAAUCUCUAUAAGCUGUCAAUUGUGAUCAAUUUUAAUGUUCGCAAGAAUUCGUCUAUUAUUUAAUGUUGACUUUAGAUUGUGCACAAAAUGGAAGAUUCCUACAUCAUAGCUAACUUCCACGCGUUAUGUCGACUCUGUCUGAACAAAAGUACGCUCGCAGUGUCGAUAUUCGGCGCUGUGCCUGACGACGAAGCAAAUGCUUCUUUAACCUCUAAAAUCGCUGAAUGUUUCGAACUACAGAUCGACCCCAAUGAUGGCCUACCUGGAAGGAUAUGCUACAAAUGCUUAUUUAAGGUGGAUAAAUGUUCAAAGUUCAAACUGCAAUGUAUUCAGAGUGAAAACAGACUGAGACAAAUCACCAACCGUAUAAAUGAACUGGAAAACUCAAAUUCAUCUGAGAUCAACAACUACAGCUACAAUAACUCUCAAGAAUCCCUGAAACCUAAGCCUGAAGACUAUAUUGUGGAAGACAGUGUUGUUAUGGUUGUAGAUCCUAGCCUUGAUUAUGAUUCAUCAGAAGAUUCUGACAAUGUAGACACUAUUGAACAUGAUGUUGCUGAAAGUGACAAUGCACAUGACAGAGACACAACUCAAGAAUCAUUUUUCAAGAAUGUUUUUAUGUGUCAAUAUUGUGAUCAAGCUUUUGUGUCGCAGGAGAAAUGCACAGAACAUGAACAAACCUACCAUGAUCCCAGCAGACCUUACAAAUGUAUAGAAUGUAGCUUAGUAUUUGCUGAAAGGAGUCAAAUUGUACAGCACACAAGACAAGUGCAUGGUAAUGAUAAACCAUAUCACUGUCCUGAAUGUGAGAAAUGUUUUGGGAGAAGAUCAGAUCUGAGAAAGCAUUCUAUUGUUCACACAGGCAUAAGGCCUUAUCAAUGUCAAUAUUGUUUAAAAAGUUUUUCUCGUAACACAAAUUUGAGCAAACAUUUACGUAUACAUGCAGGCCACAAGCCACAUGUCUGUCCUCUGUGUCCAAGAAGCUUUGUAGCUAAAGGAGAUCUUCAGCGCCAUGUCCUUGUUCAUUCUGGCAUGAAACCUUAUGCCUGUAAAAGAUGUCCUUCAACAUUUGGCAGAAGAGAUAAACUUAUAAAACAUGAAGUAAGACAUGGACCCAUGAGCCCAGAACACAGAGAUGACUUUGACAAAAACCAGGACUCCCAUGAUAUGGUUGUCAGUGUAAAUCCUUUUAGCAAUUUAAUCUCGUCACCCACUGAAAUGCAUGCUGAUACCUCCAAUGCUCAUUAUGAGUUACCCAGAAUUCCUGAUCAUAUAUCUGGUGAGAGCAGUUUCAUGAAAGUCCAAAAGCCACCUGCUUCCAGUAAACAAUUGCAAAAUUCCCCAACAAAGAAAGCUGUUUCUAACAAAAACAGACCAAAGAAUAUUAAAUGUCAUCAAUGUCCUAAGAGAUUUUCUUCAUUAGAUGCAUACAAGACUCAUGUGUCUAUUGCCCAUAUUGGGUCAAGGGUCUUUCAGUGUAAGAUUUGUUUCAAGAAAUUUGCAAGAAAAAGAGAACUUGACCGCCAUGCCACAGUACAUUCUGGAAUGAAAGCUUUCUCUUGCAGUCAAUGUGAUAAAAAAUUUACAAGGAAAGAUAAGCUUGACAAACAUGAGCAAACACAUGAAUGCCUGGUUGUGAAUAUGCCUUGCAUAGAAUGUGGUGCCACAUUUGAAAAGAAAGCUGAUUUAGUUGCACACAUUAAAUCCCAUUUUAGUGACAAUUAUGAUGACAAGAUUCCUGAAAGUGAAAUAAAGAAGGAAGAGGAACCUGAAUACCCUGUUGAUGAACAUUUCUAUGAUAUGGAGACUUGAGUUAUUGAAUUUAUUCUUGUCAAUAUAAAUGUAGAGACAAGGAUAAAACAUUAUAGUAAACAGGUUAUGUGGCACUCAUAUGCUAGUACUUAAUUAUAACUUUAUACAGGUAGAUUAUGACUUUUUGUUGAAUCUUUGUAUUCAUGACUGGUGUACAAAUAACUAGGUAUUAUAUUGUAUAAUUUUUUAGUACUCACAUCAUUUAUCGUAAAUAAUUAAAUGUAAUAUGUGUUAAUAAUUUUAUUUUGUGUAUUUAUUUUGGAAUUGUAAUUUCAGUAAAGUCCUAAAAGCUUGGAAUAACUUUUGCCUUCCAAGUAAAUAUGUAUUUAAAUAAGUUACUUAGACACAAUGUGAUAGAAACACCUACUAUUAUGACAUUCAUCCAAAGAUUUUCUAAGAAUAGAAUUAGAAUAAUUAUAAUUUAUUUUGUAUCAGUUAUAUAAUUAUUGAAUACAAUUGUUAAAGAUAAACCAUAUUUUAAAUAUGUUUUGAACAAUACAUUGUAAUGAAUAAUAAUGAACGGUAUUAAUCUGAUGAGUUAAUGUUCAAUGUUAUAAUGAACAGUAAAUCUAAUUUAGUCAGUUCCAUUUAGAUCAUUGUGUCAAAACAUAAUUUGAUAUAUUUGAAAUGUAGGUAUUAAUAUUAUAGUCACUGCCCAUGUCUCAACAAUUUAAAUGACACACAUUGUAGUAAUGCAGUAGUUCACAGUAAUGUUAUUUUUAUAUUUAUAUUAGGGUAUGUUUUAUAUAUUUACAUCAGCUGUACUCAACCUGCGGCUCGCUAAGCUUUUCCAUGCAGCCCAUCCAGCAAAAGCGCAAGUGGCCCCAUUUUACUUUAAAAAUUUCACUGAAAUAAAAAUCUUUUCUCUCAAUUUCACUUAAUGUAUGUACUGUAUGCUAACUAGUGACCUAGUGUGGGUUCUGUCACCACUUUUUCCCACCCAGGAAGGACCGACCGAAAACUAUGCUACGCCAAUGAUGAUAGAUAUAAAUAUAACAUCUUAAUCAAAUGUGUAUGUUUUUAAUGUAAUUAAAUAAAACAAAGUUUUGAUAGGUUUUAGACACAUGAAUAGGUAAAUAAAUUUACGUUGCAGCCUGAGGCACCAUAACUGCGACUUCUUUGCGGCCUAUAUGAAAAAGAUUGAGUAUAGCUGCUUGACAUGCAAAGUCCAAGCAAUAUGCUUCACAGUUUCCUUUUAUGCAUAAAAAGUAACACCAAAUAAAAAAAUAAUUAUGGGACACAUCAAUAUGGAUCAAAAUCAGAUUUCACUUAUUAUCAAUAGUAAACAUGUGUAAAUAUAUGUUUAUUGAAGAAAUAUAAAUCAUUGUCCAGAAA